This is a messenger RNA of Drosophila ficusphila, 1188 nucleotides long. RefSeq names its product trehalose-phosphate phosphatase. Gene Ontology annotation, biological process: trehalose biosynthetic process. The transcript is spliced from 4 exons. NCBI's taxonomy places the organism in Eukaryota, Metazoa, Arthropoda, Insecta, Diptera, Drosophilidae. Gene Ontology annotation, molecular function: trehalose-phosphatase activity. The coding region runs from base 178 to 999 and encodes 273 amino acids. The record is from RefSeq and is a predicted model, not a curated record.
CAGGUGCCGGAGAAACAUCAAGUCAAACCGUCUCGCAGAUUCAUCAGGAAAAGGUGUCGAUAGCAAGUCGAAAACAUCCAAACUCUGACUUUUAAAGUACUCGUAUAAGUGAAAUCGCUCGUAUUUGUUUUCGCUUUCCUUCUAAACGCGACAAGAAGUUAUCAGGAAAUUGCCAAUAUGCCGGAAAAACAUGUGGCGACUGUUAUCCAGGAUCUGAAAGGAUUUGAGGACAAUUUACCCAACCGGAUCGAUUUAUCGUAUCCGAUUGCCGUACUUUUGGACUACGAUGGCACCCUGGCUCCAAUAGCAGAUAAUCCCGCCAAGACCAAAAUGCCUGUAGAACUGGAAGCCAUAAUCCACAAGUUGGCCCAGAAUCCCCGAGUAUUUUUAGCUGUGAUCUCUGGCCGAGGACUCAAGGACGUCCAGAAACAGGUGAACAUCGAUGGAGCCAUCUAUGCCGGAAACCAUGGACUGGAAAUCGAGUACCCCGAUGGCUCCAGACACGACUACGAAUUGCCCAAGGAAAUCCAGAAAAACUACACAGAUAUGGUGGCGGAACUCAAGCAAAAGGUGGAGAAGAAUGGAGCUUGGGUUGAGGAUAAGAAGGUUUCGCUCACCUAUCACUACAGGGAUACUCCCGUUGAACUCAAGGAUGAACAGAAACAGUUGGCCUCGGAGAUCUGCAAAAAGUACGGAUUCAGAGCAAAUCAGGCCCACGAAGCUAUCGAAGCUAAGCCCCCAGUAAAUUGGAACAAAGGAGAGGCGGCUUUGUACAUCCUGAAACAGAAAUUCGGUGAUAAUUGGCCACAGGUUAUAAAUGUUGUAUUUGCUGGAGAUGACACCACCGAUGAAGAUGCCAUGAGAGCCCUCCAAGGCGUCGGUUGCUCAUUUAGAAUUUCUGCAGAUCCUCAGAUCCAGACUUUCGCGGAUUUCCGAUUGCCCCAACAGGCUGUAAUGACGGAUCUGCUUAAAUGGAUAGCUGGUGCUUAUGUUUCCUAGAUUUAUUAGAUUUUUGUUAAAUUAGAAAUGUUUAUUUGAAUAAUAUCAGUUUUUAGAUUUGUUCUAAAAGAGGUAAUUUACUUUGCAUAAAGAUCUAUGUUAAUUAAUCGGUACAUUUCGAUACUGUGUAAUUGUUUAUGUAUAAAUAGUAAAAAUUAAAUAAAAACCAAAUAUGUUCUUAUUAAAAAA